AUGUCGGAACAAAUCCAAAAGCUAGAGGAUGAGAUUAAAUCUCUGCUGCUCGAGUCAGCCUUUUCUUCACAUCGCUUGACUUGUCACAGACUUGCAGAUAUUCUGGGAAAAUGCCACACCCAACUACGAGACUCAUCCGUAGCUACGACGCGCUUGCUCGAAGAAGAAGGUGCUGGUCAACUGAGGUGGCUACAGGAUAUGCUCAAUUUCGAACAGAUGCAAUCGCGGAGUACGCUAUGGGAAACGAGAAAAGUCUCAAGGCCUCAUGGAACAAUGUCAAUCGACGAGGGCAGUAUUGAUCGUCUGGUAGACGAGCUUGAAGCUGGGGUAGAGGCGCUUGCCUAUAUUCUUGACGUCCCGUGCGCAUCAAGUACCGGCGAACCAUGGACCUACGUCUCCUAUUACAGAUCGUGGCAUGAUCCACGACCUAAUCACAAAGAUGUGGUAUCGGAAGAGGAAAUAAUAGGUUCCACUGACGAUGGGUGUCUCGAAGAGUUGAUCCCAUUCACGGACAAGUAUACCUACAUAUAA
Microdochium trichocladiopsis is the source of this 531-nucleotide messenger RNA. RefSeq lists its product as uncharacterized. NCBI's taxonomy places the organism in Eukaryota, Fungi, Ascomycota, Sordariomycetes, Xylariales, Microdochiaceae. The record is from RefSeq and is a predicted model, not a curated record. The transcript has a single exon. Bases 1 to 531 code for a protein of 176 amino acids.